GCGCGCACCGAUUCGAACCGUCUCCAAUCGCGACGAGUUCUGUCCGUUGGUGCGAUUCGAAAAAUACAAUUUACAUCAAAGAACAGAAGAGCCAUGAAACCAACGAGCAGUCACGUUUAAAAUUUUAAACGAACGAAGCCUGAAGGAAAUGUUCGACGCUUUCGAUUCUUUAGCGAUCGAUAAAUAUGCGUUUAACCGAUGUCUAUGCAGCUUGAUCGAAAAACUUUCGUCCACGGAAUCUGAGUAAAAGAGGAUAAGGAAGUUAUCGGGGCAACGAAGAAGGAUUAAAGCGAAAACCAAUUUGCAACCCUAAGGGUCCAACGAAGAAUCUGUCGAAGCCCUUUGAUCCGAUCACGUGACUCUGUUUCAGCGUUCCGUUGCCGUCAACGUUCAAACGUCGCGUGCAACUGACUCAACCGUGUUUGUUAACAUAGAGCUGAACAGACUCGCACGAGACACGACUGUGCGUGGCAAUAUCGAUCAUUAAUAACGCGUACACGUACCGUUUUGCAUCCGCGGCCGAGACUAUGUCGACGCGUGCAAUAUCGGAUCACCCGCUGGGCUAAGUGACGCGGUAACUUUUCGAAAGUUCAAACAGUGUGCAAACUACGAAGUAUCCAGGAUAUAUACGUUACUACCGUGUUGUAAAAGCCAUAGAAACUACGGGCCAACUAUGUUAUGUGGAGUGAUAACGAUGUAGCCUGAGGCUACCACGCGAGAGGGAAUAUUCGAAAUUGUUGCACGUUUCGGAGAUUAAGUUGCUGACGUUACCCGCGAUAUUGGAGAUUCCCCAUUCUGUUUUUCGCGAUCGACAGUUCUCGAUCGGCAAAUAAAUGUGAAACGGGCCGUGUCGCUCGUCUUAUUCGCACGAAACACGUUCCCUCGAACCAUGGCAUCUUAGAUUGAACGUAACGGCUUCGGAAGCUGGAAGAGGCUGACAAAGAUGACGGUUUAGUCGCUGCCGAUUAUGAAAACUGCGAUCGAUUACGCUGUAAUCGAUAGAUUUUCGCUCGACGAAGAACGAAUGUCGAGCACGUAACGAACGAGAUUCGCGAACGAUCGAUUCCACUUGUCGUCCGGAAACACACUGGCAGGUGAAGGGACACCUAUCAAACGCUUCCACGAUGGACUUUUCGAUAGAAACCACACUUUUAUUUUGGCCUUGUUUCAGAUGGACCUCGCCGUGAACGCUUCAUCGAAUAUUUCCACGGAAAUUAAUUUUGAGAACAAGCACGAAGUCUCGCCUUUACCUCUCGUCAUUCUCAGCAUACUGUAUGGAAGUAUAUCUAUUUUUGCGGUAGUAGGGAACUCCCUUGUCAUAUGGAUAAUCGGGACGUCCAAGCGAAUGCAGAAUGUAACAAACAUAUUUAUAGGAAACCUAGCAUUAGCGGACAUCGUCAUUGGUUUAUUCUCGAUUCCUUUUCGGUUUCAAGGGGCUCUACUGCAAAGAUGGGACCUGCCCUAUUUUAUGUGCCCUUUCAGCCCGUUUGUCCAAAUUCUCUCUGUGAACGUUUCGAUUUUCACACUGACGGCAAUCGCACUUGAUCGACACAGAGCGAUUUUGAAACCUCUCAGCGUGAAACCGACCAAACGAACUGCUAAACUAGUCAUCGCUACAAUUUGGAUAAUUUCGGGAAUUUUGGCGACACCAGUGGCAAUUGCACAUCGUGUUAUGGAAGCGAAAAACAAAAACCCGGAUCCACGCAACCCUGAUGAUUUCAAGUCGAUCUGCAUGUACGUGAAUCUUUCACAGAACGCGAUGUUAAUUUACGGAGCGGUGUUGGCAUUUUUGCAAUAUCUAAUGCCCCUUUCGAUCAUUUCUUGCGUCUAUGCAAGAGUGGCAUUGAAACUGUGGGGCAGCACAGCACCCGGAAAUGCAGAAGAUUCUCGGGAUGCGAAUAUGAUAAAGAAUAAGAUAAAGGUCAUCAAAAUGCUAAUUACUGUCGUGGUCCUUUUUGGGCUUUGUUGGCUGCCUUUCCAUAUUUAUUUCGUACUUCAAUUUAUGUAUCCAGAAAUAAACCAGUACGAACACAUCCAUUAUAUAUUUUUUUGCAUCGACUGGUUAGCCAUGUCGAACAGUAGCGUAAAUCCAGUUAUCUACGGCAUAUAUACGGACAAUUUCAGAAGGGAAUUCCGUCAAAGAAGUCCCUUCAAAUGGCGUAAAUCGACAACCAAUCCACCGAUAGAUACUACAGAAAUGAAUAAAACGCAAAGUUCGCGAACCUCCAUUAGAUUCGAAUGGAAACGCCCGAAUUCCGGCAAUUAUCCGACAGUGACAUCUUUUCAAAAAGGUGUACAGAUUAAAGGAUCGAAUAAUUCGUUUAUCGACGACCAUGAAGCAUGUACACGAAGCGAUAGAAUCGGCCAUUACGCGGAUAACAUUGAAGAAAAUCAUUGCACGUCGUCAUCUAACAAAAGUGAAGAAUUAUACGUUUUUGUACCGGAAUCGGAGCAAAGUCCUCGCAGGAUAAAGUAGAGCUUGUAAUGCCAAAGAUUCGAUGAAUCGUAUAAUUAAUUUAUAUAGCGCUGGUGACAAACGAGAUUGAAUUUUCAUCCAAGUGUAAAUACCGUGACGUUGCAUAUAUCGUAAGUACACGAAUAAAUGUAUAUGUAUGUAUAAAUGCGGUAGCGCAGAGGUGUUCACAUUAAGGGGUUUAUGUAUUCUUUUUCGUCUGGGUUAAAAAACAGAUUUCUUUUGUUAAUAUUUAAAUUGCUUGAGAUCUUUAAAGUAUUUCUACCAAAUUAUAUAGAAAAAAUUCGGUUUUUUAGGAGUUUAACUUGCGCACUUUUGCUGUAAUGGACGGAUUGGAUGCUGACUACCUCUCGCGUAUUUUUGUUACUUACUCUGAUCGUUGCUCAUACUCAUCAGUGAUAAAAAGAACUAAAUUUCUCAUAUCAACUUAUGGAGUUACGCCAUCUUGGCGGCGUCCAAUUGAAAUAAAUUUUAAAUAUUUAAAGAAUAUCGGACGCGAGACUGUAAGAAAUCUAUAAGAACUAUGGUAUUUAAACGAAACCAAGCUGUUUACAUCAGUCAUGUUUUUAUUAUUGUUUGAACACUAAAUGUAAACAGAAAUUGUACAUCGUGAUAGGCAAUAUGGUUGAUUCGAUUUGUGUUGGUCUCAAAGGUGGCUUAACUUCUUAAAGUCAAUCAUACUAUAUCUGUACAUACAUAUAUAAAGGUCAUCCUAAACAUCGAUUGUUUAAUUUUCUAUUAAUCUAUUUAAUAAGCUUAUAUAUAUAUAUAUGUUCCUCUUUAUAUUUAAUACUAGUAUUACCAAAAAUCUAAUGAUAGAUCGCGGAUAAUAGAACUCGUAGAAAUAAUUACGUAAUCGCAGGAAAGAUAAAAUGAACACAAUACGAAAAUUCAGUAUCAAAAGUUAAUAUAAUUAUGAUUUUAUAAAAAAACAAUUGAAAAAGUCGUAUUGUUUCAAAGUUGUAUUAAAAUUCAGUUUUCUUUCUUGCUUCUACAUUCAUUGAGAACAUAGUCACUCGAGUGAAUGAAGAAAUUCCUAAAGAUGCGUAAGACUGUGAUAUUUUUAUUAAAAUAAUAUUGUUCAAACUGCAUAAAAAUGUUGUACACGUUAAGCAUUAUAAAUUUAGUUUCUUCUGAAAAGACUCUAUUUUAGCAUUGAUGUCAAAGAGACAAUAGUUUCUCAAAGAUGUUCAAAUAUAAUAAUGUUAAAAAUGUCUAAAUGUGAUUUCAUAAAUCUCAAACAAAAUACCAUAAAAGUUAUCAUGGGUAUAAUCCACCUUAUAUAAAUACAUAGUAAAAUAUGAAACAUGACAAAAUUAAAAUGAAUAAUUUCAUAAAAGUGAUAUGGUCGUGAUAGUACAUUACAUUCUUUUUAUGUAAAUAUAAAUAGUGGAUUUAGGUCAUUAGUUAGAUAGUAAUGUUAGUUGUAAAACAAGUAUUUUUAAUUUCUGUGAUAAAAUAUUUUAAAACAUGAAUCUACCACUUGCAACAAUAUAUCUACUGAUGCAAUUUACAAACUGAGACAUUUAUGUUCAUCAUUCUUUUACUAUUCCAGCCUACACGAAAAUUUGAAAAUAUAUAGGGCUACAUUGUAAAGCCUUUAUAACAUUAUCCGAUAGUUUUAAAAGUAAAAUUAGAAUGAGAACCAGAUUGCUUUUCCAUUUAUCUUGGAAACAGUUCAAAAUCGAAUUUUGCUAAAGUCUUAAACAAACUCUGAUUGCAAAAACAAAAGUUAAUGCCUGAAUUGCUUUUCAUGUUAAUGUUAGCAGCUAGAAGAAACAUUAAAAGAUAUUAUUGAUAUAUGUAAAAUAUUCUUCAAACUGUUUAACAAUACAGUAAAUAAAAUUAUACAAUAGUAAAGCUAUCAUUGUAAUUACAGAAAAAACAAUUCUGUACAAAAUGAAGAAAAUACAUGACAAACUUAAAAAUGUAUUUGAAUAAUGAUUAAGAAAUAUGUAAUAUGUAUUUUCAAAUGUAUUACUAUCACCUGUAUCUGUACACUUAUAUAAAAUUAGAAUGAACAGGGUAA
This is a messenger RNA of Hylaeus volcanicus, 4502 nucleotides long. RefSeq names its product RYamide receptor-like. Gene Ontology annotation, cellular component: membrane. Gene Ontology annotation, molecular function: neuropeptide Y receptor activity. Lineage: Eukaryota; Metazoa; Arthropoda; Insecta; Hymenoptera; Colletidae. The transcript is spliced from 10 exons. The coding region runs from base 1172 to 2476 and encodes 434 amino acids. The record is from RefSeq and is a predicted model, not a curated record. Gene Ontology annotation, biological process: G protein-coupled receptor signaling pathway.